UCUGGCCCACAAACCCUGCCAGUCUGCCUCGGAACAACAUUCUCUACGUGCGUGACAAUAGACCUGUUGAUGUGGGAAACGGACAUGUCGAGUUGCAUAGCUGCAUGCGUUGGAUAGAACUGGUGUGAAGCCGGUCUCACACCGCACCAGCGGUAGCAUUUCAUCAGCGGCAUCUCAAAUCGCACUGAGGUGUUGGAAGCACCUGUCUACCAAUCUUGAUUCAUCAGCAAAACGCUGUGCACCCACAGACACAGAACUACGCCAAGAAACGGAGUCAACAGAAGAAAGCAGGUAGGGAAUAAAAACCUCAACUGCCUCAAGACAGGUCUGGAAGAACACGGCUCUUGAAAAACGCUAGUCCUCGCAAGAAAAAAAAAGAAACCUGUAGAUAUUCUCAUUAUUUAUAGAGGAAAGCCUCGAUAAAUUUCAAAAUCAAAAGAGAGUGAAGUACUGAGCAACAUUUUACAAAGAAAAUUCACAGCUUCAAGCAAAUUCAAGCGCUUUAAAAAAUGAAUACGCAUACAAAUGUCACUACGAACGACAUCGUGGUUACCAUCGAUGACAUCGAGCGGCUGGCUCACACCAAGCUGCCUCCAAAGGUGAAAACUUUCUAUCAAGACGGGGCGGACCAGCAGCAAACCGUUUCCGAAAACCUGUUCGCGUUCAAAAGGCUAAGACUCUUGCCACGUGUGCUGCGGGACGUCACCGUCAUAGACACGGAAGUCAUGUUGCUUGGACAACGUGUUUCCAUGCCUGUUGGAAUAUCGCCAACGGCUCUGCAAAAGUUAGCGCACCCUGACGGAGAAACAGCAACUGCACGAGCUGCCGCAAACGCUGGAGCUGUGAUGGUUCUUAGCGCGCUGAGCACCACCUCCAUGGAGGACGUGGCAUCCAGUGCACCGGGAGGUCUCUGUUGGCUCCAGAUGGAAGUCAUGAAGGACCGCUCCGUAACCGUUGACUUUGUAUCCCGGGCCGAGAAGCUCGGCUACGGAGCGAUCGUUCUCACUGUUGACAUGCCUGUGUUUGGACUUCGAGUGUCCAACGUCAAAAACCACAUGACCUACCCCGAGCAUCUAUGCUUAGCGAACUUUGAAGGGACUAAUUAUAGUCACAUGAAAGACCUGAAGGAGUCCUGCCUGGAAGGACUGCGACAGUCAUUUGACAGGUCGCUUACAUGGGACGUGCUCACCUGGAUACGAAGCAUCACCAAGCUCCCUGUGGUUGUCAAAGGAAUUCUCACGGCUGAAGAUGCCUGUGAAGCUGUAAACCAUGGGGCGUCCGCGAUACUGGUUUCCAAUCAUGGUGGACGCCAGCUCGACGGUGUGCCUGCAACGAUCGAGGUCCUAGCCACCAUUGUUCGCGCUGUCCGAGGCCGCUGCGAAGUAUACAUGGACGGUGGAGUUCGCAGGGGCACCGACGUCGUCAAGGCACUGGCGAUGGGCGCUCGCGCAGUCUUCAUCGGCAGACCCAUCAUCUGGGGUCUCGCUUACAGCGGUGAAAAUGGAGUCAAUAAAGUGUUGAAUAUCUUCAGGACGGAGCUUGAGCGAGCACUGGCACUAAUGGGAUGCGCCUCUCUCAGCGACAUCAAACCAGGCAUGGUGAUCCACCAGGACAGUCUCGGGAACCGAGUGGAUACAGAACCGCCGUGUCUUCAGUAAUACCCGACUCCUGCGAAACUUCCUAGCACAUCUUGAAUGCAAAUUUUGUACACUUACUGGUCACUCACCUUGGAUCAGAAGCCUCUGGUCAGCCAACCAUAAGAUCUAUUUUGUCACUACUAGAUGGGGCAGCCUAUGACGUGAUCGACUUCUUUUCUUUAGGAAGUGUUAAAUUUCUCGAGAGGCUUCUGAUUAAGCCUGAUUCUGUGGCAGUAUCAGAUUUUUUCAUCCUUUUCUGCGGAACAUUCUUCGUUCUCCAUGGCGGUCAACCGUUUUACGUGCAAAUAACGCAAUUACAACCACUGGAAAAUAUUUCUUUACUGUACGGCCAGAAUAAUGAAGCACGUACACCCCGCAUGCUCAGUGACUAUGGCGUUCUAUGGCUGAGCUCGAACUAUCGGGUUCGAUUUCGGCCGUGGCGGCCGCAAUUUGAUUUGGACCGAACGCAAGAAAUGCACGUGUACCGUGUAUUGGAUGCACGUGAAUGAACCACAGGUGAUCAAAAUUAAUCCAGAGUAAACUCUAAUAUGCCGUGCCUCAUAAUCCGAUUUUGAAUUUGGCACUUAUAACCCCUGAACUUUGCCGGAGAAGCGGCUUUUCACGAGGUCUCCCGCAGACUUCUGUUUCACCGAAACUACGUCAUCAACCGAUAUGGAUGAACUACGAACGGCACCAAGCAGGCUUAAAAUAAAAUAUCCUUCGACAGCACACAUAUAUUGAGUCCGCAUACAGCUAAAGCAGUCUUUUGUACUCCUGUAUGAAAACGGAAUUGAUUUUGUAGCCUCUUUUAAAGCGAAUAGCUUAACCUGGUGCUUUCGGACGUUUCCGUACUCGAACAUGCGCAUUCGUCACUGAUCGCACACUAGCUCUUCGAGACGUGCGUGCUGUCUCGCGAGGGCUU
This is a messenger RNA of Dermacentor silvarum, 2559 nucleotides long. RefSeq lists its product as uncharacterized. Bases 510 to 1658 code for a protein of 382 amino acids. Lineage: Eukaryota; Metazoa; Arthropoda; Arachnida; Ixodida; Ixodidae. Gene Ontology annotation, molecular function: FMN binding; oxidoreductase activity. The record is from RefSeq and is a predicted model, not a curated record. The transcript has 8 exons.